UACAUUGUAGCUGAAGAGUUCAAGAUGAUUCCAAAUUACUCUACUGAAGAAACUGUUAAAAGAAUCCACGUGGACUGCCCUGUUUCAGGAAGGCACAGCUACAUCUACAUUAUGGUUCCAACCGUUUACAGCAUCAUCUUUAUCAUAGGCAUAUUCGGGAACAGCCUGGUGGUGAUUGUCAUUUACUGCUACAUGAAAUUGAAAACAGUAGCCAGCAUCUUUCUUCUCAACCUGGCACUGGCUGACUUGUGUUUUUUGAUAACUCUGCCCCUCUGGGCAGCCUACACGGCCAUGGAGUACCAGUGGCCUUUUGGCAACUGUUUGUGCAAGCUGGCCUCGGCGGGGAUCAGCUUCAACCUGUACGCCAGCGUGUUCCUGCUCACGUGCCUGAGCAUCGACCGCUACCUGGCCAUCGUGCACCCGGUGCAGUCGCGCAUCCGCCGCACCGUGUUCGUGGCCCGCGUCACCUGCGUGGCCAUCUGGCUGCUGGCCGGCGUGGCCAGCCUGCCCGUCGUCAUCCACCGCAACAUCUUCUUCGCUGAGAACUUGAACAUGACGGUCUGCGGGUUUCGCUACGAGAGCAAUAACACGACGCUCCGGGUCGGGCUGGGUUUAUCCAAAAAUUUGCUGGGCUUUUUAGUUCCUUUUCUGAUCAUAUUAACAAGCUACACCUUAAUUUGGAAGACUCUGAAGAAGGCUUAUCAAAUUCAAAAAAAUAAGACUAGAAAUGAUGAUAUCUUCAAGAUGAUUGUAGCAAUUGUGUUUUUCUUUUUCUUUUCCUGGAUUCCUCAUCAAGUGUUCACUUUUCUGGAUGUGUUGAUUCAAUUACACGUAAUAACAGAUUGCAAAAUCACCGAUAUUGUGGAUACCGCUAUGCCCUUCACCAUUUGUAUCGCUUACUUUAACAACUGUCUAAAUCCUUUUUUUUAUGUUUUUUUUGGAAAAAACUUUAAAAAAUACUUCCUUCAGCUAAUAAAAUACAUCCCACCGAACGUCAGCACACAUCCAAGCCUCACAACCAAAAUGAGCUCCCUCUCCUAUCGGCCACCAGAAAAUAUCCGCUUGCACGUGAAAAAGACUGCCGGGCCUUUCGACACCAAUUGAGGCAUUUCACAGAGUUCUUCUUUUGAACAACCUUGUGUGUGAAGCAGCAAGAACAACAAGAUUCAUCUGCGGUCCUGAACAUCACAGCUCAUCACAGCAACACUGGAUCACCU
Messenger RNA from Lonchura striata (white-rumped munia), 1217 nucleotides. NCBI's taxonomy places the organism in Eukaryota, Metazoa, Chordata, Aves, Passeriformes, Estrildidae. The record is from RefSeq and is a predicted model, not a curated record.